UGGGUGUCAGAGGUCUCCAUUCAGCGUGCAGGAUAGAGGACAGCAGUGACGGAGAUGUGUGACCGUAACGGCGGCAGACGCCUGCGGCAAUGGCUGAUCGAGCAAAUCGAUAGCUCACUGUACCCCGGACUUGUGUGGGAAAAUGAUGAGAAAAGUCUGUUUCGUAUCCCAUGGAAACACGCUGGGAAACAGGACUACAACCAGGCAGUAGAUGCCUCUAUAUUCAAGGCCUGGGCGCUAUUUAAAGGGAAGUUCAAAGAAGGCGACAGAGCGGAGCCGGCGACAUGGAAGACCAGACUGCGCUGUGCGUUAAACAAGAGCCCGGACUUUGAGGAGGUAACAGACAGAUCCCAGCUGGAUAUAUCCGAACCCUACAAGGUCUACAGGAUUGUCCCAGAGGAAGAACAAAAGUGCAAGUUGGUGGGCAGCUGUCUGAACGAGAUGACGGAGAGGGACUGCAGUUCCUCGGAAAUGGAGACAUCUACAGAAGAUUAUUUGGCUAUAAUUAAGCGCAGUCCAUCCCCAGCAAAGGAUGCAUGUCAGAAGCCUCUUCUGCAAGAUUGGUGGUUCUAUCCUCCUAAUACAGGAUCGCACGCAAUGGACGGGUACACCACGUACAUGAGUGAGCAAGUUCCGCACGCGUUUUCUCAGAUGAUCCUUCAGUUUUACUACAGUGGGAAAGCAGUCAGCCAAGUCACCACGUCGCGGGUAGAAGGGUGCCGCCUCUCCGUAAACCAGCCCAUUACCGGAGAGAAGAAUCAUGUGACAGAGAGUUUAGAGAACAUCCGCUUCCCAUCAGCUGAGUACAUCGCCAGCGAGCGCCAGCGACAGAUCACUAAGAAACUGUUUGGCCACCUGGAGAGAGGGGUCCUCUUGUCCAGCAACAGACAGGGGAUUUUCAUCAAGAGGCUGUGCCAAGGAAGAGUGUUCUGGAGUGGCAACUGCAUGCAGUACAAAGACCGAUCUGUCAAGCUGGAGAGGGAUGAGAUCGUGAAGAUAUUCGAUACCAAUCAAUAUAUAAGAGAAUUCCAACAUUGUUACUCCAACCAGCUGAGACUCCCAGACAGCAAAGUGACGUUAUGCUUCGGAGAAGAGUUUCCGGAUGGGACCCCGGUGCACCUAAAGCUGAUCAUUGUGCAGAUUGAACAGCUUGGCCUGAAACAACUAAUAGAUAACUCAGUGAAGAAUUACAACACAGCUAGCCUGCAUUUACUGCCAGACCCCCAGAUGGACCCAGUCCAGCGCCUCCUCCCGGAACCCUGCACAACGCACCAGCGGGCAUUCUACAGAGAGACACCGCAGAUCACCGUCUGAACCCGGACUAAGCGUGAUCAUUUGUACAUUCCAGAAAUAAAUGUUUAUUUUUAUAGUUUCUUUAUAAAACUACUUUGUAUAGUGGGGUUUUGGAGGUAAAGGGGUAUUAUUUUAUUUUUCUGUAGAGAAAUAUUUUGUGAGGUUUCUGAUUCUGGUCUUUUCAAGUCUCCUUCUUCCCCGUUAUAUCUGGAGAGUGCUACCAAGGGGAUGUAGUUAAAUUGACAACACUUACGCUGCCAACAAUUGAAAUGUCAACAAAGUGAUAUUGACAGGUGAAUGUCGACUUCAUAGUAAUGUUAUUUAAUGCAUGUUACCCGUAUUGGCAUGAUGACUUUACUGUCACGUUUAACGUUAUAAUGCCGACACAGCUAAUAUGCUUUUGACUGUCCAAAGCAUAAGGGUUGACAAACCGUAUGCAUCCCUUACCAAGAUCCCCUUUCUGACUGUAACUGUAUAAUAGAUUUCCUGUACGUAAUAAGUAUCCGGUAACAGACUGAAGGAUCCCAUUUAUCUGUCCAGUUUAUUAAAUUGUCCCAGGCGGAGCAUCCUGACGAGCUGCAUUUUCCCUAUAAAUGACCUUGUCCAGCAGCAAAAGCCCCAUUUUUUUUACAGCUCAGUCCAUCAAAAAUAGUACAUUACAUUCACAAAUCUGUGUGUGUGUUGUUUUUUAUACAUUCACAGAUCUUGAGAUGAGUUGCUGUGUACCUGAGCACAAGUUAUUGUCCUCUGUUAUCAGGCAUUCGUCCACUAAUUAUCCACAAAUAGGACAGACUUAUAAAGCUACUUUUUCUCAGGGCAGUACUUAUAGCCUAAGUUCCAGCUCUCUCUAAUCGCUCUAGCAGGUAAUUUCAUUACCCCAAACUUAUUAGUUUGAAUUUAUUGGUUUGCUUGCACCCUCCUGCAACUUUUUUGGAACGUAUUCGUUUUAUCUUACUGAAUUCCUUUUCUGUGUUUCAGUUUUAUUAUUUUUUCAUUUACAUUGACAGGCUGAGUUGUUUUUUUUGUUGCCCUGGAACACUACCACAUAAAGCUGCAUCCUGGAUACAACCGUGCUUGCGUGCAGAGAGCAACAACAUAAAUGAAACUGCCUGAUAAUUUAAAAAUGUGACUAAACAAUACUGAAAGGAAUCAGGAAGAUAGAGCAAUGAAUUUACUACAAGUUGAUGAGAUUUGCAAGCCAGUAAAAUUAGUCAUUUGUAUCAGGGGCAUAACAACCAGAGGCAAUGGAGACGCCUGCCUCCAGACUCCAAGCCCUCAAGGGGCACCUGCAUGUGUUGCUGCAGAGCUAAUGGUCUCUGUCGCUGGAGCUUUGCAAACACCUGCAAUAGGGGACAGGACGGCUCCUGUCUGGUACUGCCCAGCCUAUGCUGCAAGCAAGCGACGGUGCACCAGCGGCUGCUGCUGGACCGUGAGGUGGGACUCGCCAGUGAACGCUGACUCUGCAUGCUGCAGACGACUGAAUCUCAUGAGUGUGAUACUGACCCACCAGCCUUGGUCAAUUCUCUGGGGGCUCUGGUUCCUGUAGACCAACUGAGAACGGUAUCUAUAUAAAUCUCUAAGUCACGUGUGUGGUGUGUAAUACAUACUGUAACACGGGUACUGUAAAUAAGGACUCGCAGGCAGGUUCUCUGGUUACAACCACAGUGUCUUUACUGGCAUGACACUUGUAGCACAGCAUACACAGGCUUGGGCCUAGUCACACAGGUACAUACAGAAAAACAAACAGAUGAACAUAAAAGUUCCUAGCACUUCCCGUGCUGAAAAGUCACUCUGCUGCAGUGGCUUGCAGCUACACAUGCCAUACUCUCCUGUCCACAGUCCCUGGCACUAUAAACUGAGCCCCACUCACUGGUCUCUAACAGGCAUCAGUGCAAUGCAUUGUGGGCAAAUGUUAUUUUUAAACCCUUUUCCUGCACCUGACUUCCUGCUGUCUCUGGGUGAGCUGGAAAACCCAGACAUCUGUUUCUCCAGUUGCAGCUGUGCAGGCCUUGUUUUCUUCUCCCUUGGAGUGAGCUUGAUCUUACCAGAAUGUGGGCAGUUGUGAGACACAAGCCCUCUCACCGCAAUACAGACCGCAAUCUGCACAAUAAACCUGUAGCCUACGGUUCUGUGUCUAAAUCUAUUUUGCAUAUUUACAGUAAUACACAAAUUUAGAAUUCACCGUUUCUCUUGAUUGUGAGACACUGACAGUUCAUAACUGACCCUCAGACAUGACAUGAAAUGUGUACACCUCAGUUAUUACAUAUGUAACUAAUAAAUGUGUUUUGUAUGUUUUGGGUGAUAUUUCUAUACUAUGAUGUUAAACUACUGAAGGUGGAUUCUGUGAUUCUACAUCAGACAUUAUUUGCUGUAUUUAACAGAUAAAUGAAGUGCUUGGUUGGAAUAUUGAGCUUUUAACUAUUGCUGAAACAAAGUGAAAUGUGUUGUAGAUCACAUAAAUCAAAUGACUCUCUAGCAAGCGUGAAUUGUUUGAUCUCAAUUUCUGUUUAUACUAAGGAUGUGCCAAAUCUUGGAUUCAGGGGGUAAUUCCAAGUUGAUCGCAGCAGGAAUUUUUUUAGCAGUUGGGCAAAACCAUGUGCACUGCUGGGGGUGGGGGUGGGGGGGCAGAUAUAACGUGCAGAAAGACUUAGAUUUGGGUGGGUUAUUUUGUUUCUGUGCAGGGUAAAUACUGGCUGCUUUAUUUUUACACUGCAAAUUAGAUUGCAGAUUGAACACACCACACCCAAAUCUAACUCUCUCUGCACAUGUUAUAUCUGCCUCCCCUGCAGUGCACAUGGUUUUGCCCAACUGCUAACAAAAUUCCUGCUGCGAUCAACCUGGAAUUUCCCCCCCAGUUCGGAACUUGUCUGAAUCCUAUGGAUGUUUGGCAAGAUUCUGACCAAAUCCUAAUUUUCAAAUAAUUCUAUAUGGGCAUUUGAUGUCAGCAGAUAACAUUUAAGCAAAUAUUUUAUCCUGCUAAAUUGUAGUAUGUAGUAGGAUUUAAAUUCAACAACAGUAAAAUUCUAUAUUGGAUUCAGAGCAUCCUUACUUUAUAAAUAUAUUUUCAUUGUGGCCCUAUUAUUUGAUGCAAAAAUAUAUAUAUUUGUUACAGAUGAUGGCUCAUUUCUUUUUAUUUAUUUGAAUAUUGCUUAAAUAAAAUGACAUUUUGUAA
Messenger RNA from Pseudophryne corroboree (corroboree frog), 4465 nucleotides. It is a transcript of the gene IRF8, whose product is annotated as interferon regulatory factor 8. NCBI's taxonomy places the organism in Eukaryota, Metazoa, Chordata, Amphibia, Anura, Myobatrachidae. The transcript has 9 exons. The coding region runs from base 55 to 1314 and encodes 419 amino acids. Gene Ontology annotation, cellular component: nucleus. Gene Ontology annotation, molecular function: DNA-binding transcription factor activity, RNA polymerase II-specific; RNA polymerase II cis-regulatory region sequence-specific DNA binding; protein binding. Gene Ontology annotation, biological process: immune system process; regulation of transcription by RNA polymerase II. The record is from RefSeq and is a predicted model, not a curated record.